Microdochium trichocladiopsis is the source of this 847-nucleotide messenger RNA. RefSeq lists its product as uncharacterized. The record is from RefSeq and is a predicted model, not a curated record. The transcript has a single exon. Lineage: Eukaryota; Fungi; Ascomycota; Sordariomycetes; Xylariales; Microdochiaceae. Bases 195 to 749 code for a protein of 184 amino acids.
ACCAAGGCCCCGCCAUAGCCGAUGGCAACCCCUUUGCUUGCCGGCCAGUGCGGAUUGUCCGUCCUUACGCACCACGUGCCCGCGCGCGCGAUCGAUCUCCAAAAGGAAGCGAAUCGGCCAAAUGGAUAUGCAUCACUGUGACGUGCCAUCAUAAGGACAAUCCUUCUUGGCUUGCCUGCGGGCGAAACGCACGAAUGGCUACAGCUUAUUCCACAAUGUUUCAGAUGGUACGUGUGCUUUGGCGCACCUGGGCGGCAAGUCGAAACCAAACAAAAUGGCGCCUGCGUUCCCCCAGAAGAGGAAGAAACACUUCUCUAACAACCCUCCACCACUACCACCCACGUGGGAAGAGACGGGACGAAGACGAAACGAUUCUCCUGGACCUGAACCAAUCUGACACGACACACGUGAAACGAAUCACUGCUUUGCUACGUUCACUUUGGGCUUUUGCCUAUCUGCCCGCCCGUCGUUGCCCGGCUGUGACGUAUCACUUCCCGCAGGCGUUUCGCCUUGCUUUGGUCGUCCUGCAGGAGGAGGAGGCGCGCGCCAGGGGGUGGGGGGGUUCGGCAGCAGCAGCUGCAUGGUUGUUCCCCCUCCCUUCCCCUCGUCCUGGUUGGCUGGAGAGCGGGCCUUGGCUGCUUGGGCACAGCCUCAAUGGAAUAUGCGGGCGCUAUACUCGAUGGGGGAUGAGAGUUCGCUGUGCAUGGGGUUUUGCGCGCGCGUCAGUAGCCACUCGGUUAGUUGUCUAGAGAGGGGGAGGGACGCCAGCCCAGAUGUGGGUGACGGUUGGCUCACGUCAGAAAAGAGAGGAGAUGGGCUGUUAGGAAAGUGCGCUUGGUCGUUCGAC